Striga hermonthica is the source of this 1317-nucleotide messenger RNA. NCBI's taxonomy places the organism in Eukaryota, Viridiplantae, Streptophyta, Magnoliopsida, Lamiales, Orobanchaceae. The record is from the annotation of a GenBank genome assembly.
AUGGCUGUUCGCGACUCGACGGUGACUGGGACUGAAAUUAUCGUCGUCGGGAGAGGCUGGGUCGCACACAGUACGCCGGCGAAGGGCUCGCGAGGGCUUGUUCACGGCGUGCGUCGCCGGCAGGUCUCGGCAGCGGUUGAUGCCGGCGAUAAGGGACUCGAUUCGCGAACAGAGAAAGAGGGUGACGAAGGGUCGUUGCCGGCGAUUGAUAGGCGGAUGUCGGCGGUCUCGGUUGGCGUGCUGUUCGAACGGGACACAGGUCUCUCACCGCUGGUCUCGACCUUCGAUUGCUUGCUCGUUGGGGUUGUCGCCGGUAAAACACUGGCCGAAAAGAAUGGAGGCGAGGUGAAUUCUGCCCGGCUGCGGCUAUUGAUGGCCGCUCACUGUACACCGGUCGAGAAGGGCUAUGAUCACACCAUUCGGUUCUGGGAAGCAAAGAGCGGCCGCUGCUAUCGGACUAUCCAAUACCCUGAAUCUCAAGUAAACCGACUCGAACUUACCCCAGACAAGCGUUACCUAGCUGCAGCUGGAAAUCCUCACAUUCGGCUUUUUGAUGUCAAUUCAAACAACCCUCAGCCAGUGAUGAGCUAUGAUUCACACACCAAUAAUGUAAUGGCUGUUGGAUUUCAGUGUGAUGGGAAUUGGAUGUAUUCAGGUUCCGAAGACGGUACUGUAAAGAUUUGGGAUCUGAGGGCACCGGGUUGCCAGAGGGAAUAUGAAAGUCGUGCAGCAGUCAACACUGUUGUUUUGCAUUCAAAUCAGACUGAACUGAUAUCCGGGGACCAAAACGGUAACAUACGUGUCUGGGAUUUGACAGCCAACUCUUGUAGUUGUGAGUUGGUCCCAGAGGUGGACACAGCCGUACGUUCGUUGACUGUCAUGUGGGAUGGGAGUUUAGUAGUCGCGGCAAAUAAUCGUGGGACAUGUUAUGUUUGGCGUUUGUUGCCUGGGACCCAAACUAUGACCAACUUCGAGCCAUUUCAUAAACUCGAGGCACACGAUGGCUACAUCCUUAAAUGUCUUUUCUCCCCAGAGCUCAGUGAACCUAACCGGUACCUUGCAACUGCAUCGUCAGACCAUACCGUCAAAAUAUGGAAUGUUGAUGGUUUUACUUUAGAGAAAACUCUAGUGGGGCAUCAGCGCUGGGUGAGGGACUGUGUUUUCUCCGUAGAUGGCGCUUUUAUGAUCACAGCUUCUUCUGACUCGACUGCAAGAUUAUGGUCGAUAGCAGACGGAGAGGAAAUAAAAGUUUACAGAGGACAUCAGAAAGCAACGGUGUGUUGUGCUCUAAAUGAUGGCACCGAAAUUUCGUGCUGA